GAAAUUAUUGAAAUGUUGCCUUCUUUUAAAAAUAAAUUUGUUGUGGAUAUUGGGGCGGGUAUUGGAAGAUUUACAACAGAAUUUGCUAAAAAGGCAAGAAAAGUGGUCUCAACAGAUUUUGUAGCUAGCUUUAUCGAGAAAAAUCGGGAAAGGAACUUAGCCUUUAAUAACAUUGAAUGGAGAGUUGGUGAUGCUGUAAGAUUAGAUUUUGAAGAGGGGAGUAUUGAUAUAGUUUUUACCAAUUGGCUUUUAAUGUAUUUAGUGGAUGAAGAAGUUGUUGAAUUUUUGAUUAAUGCCAUUAAAUGGCUCAGGCCUGGUGGCUUUUUACAUUUGAGAGAGUCCUGCUCUGAACCUAGCAGCAAAAAAUCUAAUAAUUCGCUACAUUCCAAUUCUGAUAGUAUCAAUCCAACUAAAUAUCGCUUUUCAUCCGCAUAUAUUCAAUUGCUCAGAUCAAUUAAUUUUAAAAGCAGAGAUGGAAACGUUUGGGGGUUUAAAAUCCACUGGGCUUGCUCUGUUAAUGUUUAUAUUCAAAAAAAUGCAAAUUGGAGGCAAGUGCAUUGGUUAGUAAGCAAGGUUCCUAAAAAUGAAAAAUUGAUGCCAAAUUUGGUUACGAUGCUAGGAGAGAUGUGGCCUAAAGAGCAGAAGGAAUGGGACAAUAAACUUGACUUGGCUUUGAAUGUGAAUCAGAAUGUAUGUAAAUGA
This is a messenger RNA of Meloidogyne enterolobii, 702 nucleotides long. The record is from the annotation of a GenBank genome assembly. NCBI's taxonomy places the organism in Eukaryota, Metazoa, Nematoda, Chromadorea, Rhabditida, Meloidogynidae.